Messenger RNA from Plasmodium adleri (nom. inval.), 2226 nucleotides. Its product is annotated as transporter, putative. The record is from RefSeq and is a predicted model, not a curated record. The transcript has a single exon. NCBI's taxonomy places the organism in Eukaryota, Apicomplexa, Aconoidasida, Haemosporida, Plasmodiidae. The coding region runs from base 1 to 2226 and encodes 741 amino acids.
AUGGACAUAAACAAAUUAUCUCUUACAAAAAAAUAUAUAAUAUUCACUUUAUUUUGUGUUUAUAUUAUAACAUGCGUUGGUAUUUUUUUUAAUUGGAUUUCUCUAUCAGAUUUUUUUUUUCAUGGGAACGUAUAUAUAAAUGAUUGUAACAAUAUAUAUGAAGCUUCAGAAUAUAAAAGAACAUAUAAAUGUGAAGAACAAGAUAAAAAAGUUCAAGCACUUUAUCCUAUAAUAUUAUGUUCAAACUUUAUUAUGUCUGCUAUAUCAGGUACUGUUUUUGAUUAUUUCGGCCCUAAAAUAACAGCCUUAUUUGGUCAUGUGUGUAAUAUAAUAUCUUGGAUUCUUAUAGGAUUACAAAAAGAAAAUAGUAAUAUAAUAAUUUUUGGGUCAAUUUUCUUAGGGUUAUCUAGUGAUUGUUCAUUUAUUCCUUUAUUAAGUUUAAUUUAUUUAUUUCCAAGAAAUCAUACUAUAUAUACUGUUAUUUUAGGAUGUUGUGCUUCUUUAAGUUUUAGCAUACCUAUAUUCUUAGAUUUAUUUUCAAAAGAUGGAGAUGAAAAAUCUUUUCAACUAGUAUGCUUCUUAUAUUGUUUCAUAAUUUUAGUUCCUUUUUUUUUUAUUCUCAUCAUAUUCUUACCAUGGCAGCAUAUAAACUAUGAUACGUCAAACAAGAAAGAGCAAUCUUUUAAUAACACACUCGAUCAAUUAAAAGGUUAUGUCAUAUCGAAUAAAUCUAUAAAUUUAAGUUUUAAUAAUUUUUCCAGUGCGAUCACAGACGAACAUAUCCAUGAAGAUCAAGAAGGAGGGAGUUCAUUUGGAAAGUGGAUGUAUCAAGAAAGUGAAAAAAGUAAUUCAAAAGGUAAUACUGGACCAAUGAUAAAACAAAAUGAAGUUAAUAUGAUUAAUAAAUAUAAUAUGAAUGAUAUAUCAUGUGAUAAUAAUAAUAAUAAUAAUAAUAAUAAUAUUUAUUAUUGUUAUAAUAAUUGUAGUAGUGUAAAUUUUAAUAAUAAUAAUAAUACAAUAAAUAUUGUGAAUAAAAAAAAAAAUAAGUCACCUAAUAUUUAUUCAUUAGAAGAUAUGGAAAAUAAUUCAAACGUAUUGAAUGUUUAUAAAAGUAACCCUUUAAAUAUAUCAGUAAAAAAUAUGAGUCAAAUUAUAUAUACCAAUAGCUCAAUGAAUUCCUCACAUUUAGUUUUAAGAAAAAGUAACGAUAAGUUGAACGAUCAUAUGAAAUAUAAUACAAAUGAUUUGAUAAGCAAUAUGUCAAAUGAUAAUAAAAUAAAUAAUUAUAUAAGUGAUGAGAAAUAUUAUAAAAAUAUAUAUUAUAUAGAUCAUAAAAAUGACAAUAUACAAAAUGGUAUAAAAUAUAAUCCAAGAAAUGACAUCAAAAAUGGAAUUCAGAUGGGAAACCAGAUGGGAAACCAGAUGGAAAAUAAGAUGGAAAAUAAGAUAAAAAAUGAGAUAAAAAAUAAGAUAGAAAAUAAGAUAGAAAAUAAGAUAAAAAAUAAGAUAGAAAAUAAGAUAGAAAAUAAGAUAGAAAAUAAGAUAGAAAAUAAGAUAGAAAAUAAGAUAGAAAAUAAGAUGAAAAACCAGAUAUUAAACAUAAUUGAGAUGAAAAAGAAAAAAAAUAUAUAUUCGUUUAUCCACUUAUCAACCUUAUGGAAAGAAAUAAAGAUGAUAUUUUUUUCUUUAAAAUAUUUAAGUAUAUGUUAUUAUUUUACAAUAUAUAAUUUAUCUUUAGUUAAUUAUAAUGAAUGUGCAAAAUUAUUUUUUAAAAAUUAUGAAGAUAUACAAAAUAUUUUGAAAAUAUUUGGACCUUUAUCAGUUAUACCUUGUGCAUUAUUUGGUAUAUUAAUUCAAAAAAUUCAUAUACUUAUAUUAAUAUUUAUAUUAUUAACUAGUAGUAUAUUAAUGUAUGUAUUUGCUCUUAUUAAAUAUAAACUAUUUUCAUAUUUUAGUGCAUUUUCAUAUCUAAUAGUAACAGGAUGUUAUACUACACAAUUAUAUUGUUAUAUUCAAAUUAUGUUUCCUACUAAUCAUUUUGGUAAAAUAGCUGGAACAACUAGUAUGAUAAGUGGUCUAUUAUCUUUAUUAAAUAUACCUAUUUAUAAUUAUUACAUUGUAGAUUAUAACAAUAAUGAUCCUACUCCAUUCGCAUAUUUUGUGAUACUACUCUUACUGUCAACAUUUCCUCUUCUCUAUCUUAUUUACAAAAGAUAUAAAAAUUAA